ACUCCAAGCCCUCCCAUGGGAUUUCACCCACCACCUUCCUGAGAUACGAACCAGCGUUACAGUCCACUUUUCUCCCUCGGGCCCCCGAGCCUGGGCGGAAGGCUUCCGGCCGGUUCCGCCAGCCCCCUCUGGGCUUGUUCCGCUUGCAAGGCAGAGUCGAUGCCACUAGGGGGCUCUGGCCAUUGUCAAAAAAGAGAGCAAGUGAACGAAGAGGCUGUUCUCCUUUUCUUUGGCUGCCGCCGCCGCCGCCGCCGCUGCUGCUUGUGCUCCCGUUGCCGCUGACGAUUUUGGGGGCUGAACUUCCCAGGUCAGAACCAGAGACAGCACAGCGAGUCCUGUUGCUGUUUCUUCUGCUGCUCUCGUAGCAGCCGCCCGGAGUCGACCCAGCCCGAGCGCCAGCCGAGCCGCUUGGCGGCAGCCAAAUCGGGAAGCGCGGAGUCUCGGCUUUAUUUAUCCUUCUUUUGAUAGGCGAGAUUGUCAAGUUUGCAGCUCGAGGACCGGACCUAAAGCCAGAGGCUUCCAGAGGCCAGAGCCUUCUGCAGAAGUGACUGAUGUAUUUUGCUGAGAUACAGUGGGCCCUUCUGGACCCAUGCCAGAGACCUGUCUACAGGGACAUUGUGCAGGACAAUUUUGGGACUCUACUCUCGCUAGAUGGCGGAACCAUGAAUCCAAAUUCCCAGCCUGGGGGUCCUGAGGGUGUGCAGAAGCAAGUCCAAGGGCGGUCAGAAGGCUCUGCUUAUGUGGGGCAGCCUCCAGCCGGACAGCUGAGUGAAGAGGCAGGAAAAGGAUGGAUCAAGCCCCCGCUACUUCCUCCAGUGACAAAAGACAACCCCACCAUCCCACCCCGUGGAAUUUAUAUGGGGCCCGGACCCAGUCUGUGUGUCCAAUGUGGAGAGAGCCUUGCCCAGACGCAUCACACCCUUGCGCAGCCUAAGAGGCCUUCCCCCUCUGCCGAUAAGCAAUACCCCUGCUCUGAUUGUGGGAAAAGCUUUGGCGUCAGUUCCCACCUCACAAUUCACCGGAGAACCCACACUGGUGAGAAGCCCUAUGAGUGUGCCGACUGUGGGAAAAGGUUCAGCCAGAGCUCCACACUUGUCCUCCACCGCCGCAUCCAUACGGGGGAGAAGCCGUACAAAUGCACAGAUUGCGGGAAGAGCUUUUCCGUCAGCUCCCAUCUGACCAAACACCAACGAAUCCACACAGGAGAGAAACCGUAUGAAUGCCAGGUGUGUGGGAAAAGGUUCAGCCAGAGCUCCACCCUCAUUCUUCACCAGAGGAUCCACACAGGGGAGAGGCCUUAUAAGUGUGAUGAAUGCGGCAAGACCUUCAGUGUCAACUCACACCUUACCAUCCACCAGAGGAUUCACACAGGAGAGAAACCAUUCCGCUGCAUGGAAUGUGGGAAGAGUUUCCGACAGAGGUCUGGCCUUAGCACGCAUCAGAAAACUCACAUGAUGCUUGUGAGACCUUAUAAAUGUCCACCUUUAAAAUGUUUAGUGCAAUGCCUGAACCACUCUGUUGUCUUAACAGAUGCCAGGAGAAAAUGUGAGUUGCAGGCCUUCCUUGUCAGAAAGAUGUUGUCAAGAGAAGAGCCCAAGCAGGUGGUGCCCAAGGGACCUCCACUGGAACUGGAACCCAGCAGAGUGGGAGUUGGCAAUUUCACACUGGUACUCCCUGCCAAGCCCAGCCCCAUCUCCUCUAGCAAAGGCCAGAAACCAUACAAGUGCGUGGAGUGUGGGAAGGGCUUUGGCCAGAGCUCACACUUGAUGCGCCACCUGGGGACACACUCAGGAGAGAAACCUUACCGGUGUACAGACUGCCCCAAGGCCUUCACACAGUUGUCGAAUCUGCGGCAGCACCAGCGCAUGCACACCGGGGAGCGCCCGUACGCCUGCGAUUUCUGCGGCAAAUGCUUCUCCUGGAGUUCCAACCUAUCUCAGCACCGGCGCCUCCAUACUGGCCAGAAGCCUUAUGCUUGCACGCAGUGCGGCAAAUGUUUUUGCGAGAGUGCUCGGCUCCUGGAGCACCAGCGCACCCACACGGGCGAGCGGCCAUACGCUUGCUCUCAGUGUCGCAAACGCUUCAGCCGCAGCUCUCACCUGGCCCGCCACCAGCGCCUCCACAAUGACCAGAAGCCUUACGCCUGCAUCCAGUGCAGCAAGCGUUUCUGUGACAGUGCUCGGCUCCUGGAGCACCAGCGCACCCACACCGGCGAGCGGCCCUACGCCUGCCCACAGUGUCAGAAACGCUUCAGCCGCAACUCUCACCUGGCCCGCCACCAGCGCCUCCACACUGCCAUUAUGGAAACAGAGGAGGAAUGAAAGGCACUGCCUUCCACUUGAGCCGCUGUACCCCCUGCAAGGAGGCUUUGCACAACUGGUAGAACAGCCUGGUCAAACUGGGGAAGAGGCUUUGUAGGCCUUUGCCUUUUAUUCCUUAAUCCCUGGAACUGUGGACCAUGCUGGCAAUUUCUGGUUAACCAUAAGCUUUACAAAGCACCCGGCUUGUUGGGGCAACAAGCCAUCCUCAGUAAGAUUAAAUUCAGUUCAUUUUCCCUUUCCAAGGCCUGUUUCCAUAUGCAAACCACUGCCUGCGAGUAAUAGCCCAGGGAAGAACUAAAACUUCCCAGAGGUGUCUGACCAGCCAGAUUACUUGAGUGCUUGCACAGGCUUCCAGCAGUUUGCAGCUGGCAGGAUUGGAGCACUGGGUGCAGGUCCUGGGUUAGUGACACAACCCAUGCGUGUUAAGGCUCAGGCUGAAAAGAGACGGAUUAUGAUCCUGAAGUGCUUCAGAGAAUCUAAAGCAAGGAGGCACCACGGGCCUACUCUGUUGGCAAGCUCAGCCUGGUCAUUGUGUCAUUGCACAAGGUAUACAAAUGCACAGAAGGUGCUGAACUACGACGGUUACUAAACUCUGAAAAAGCUGCAGGAGGCGGAAUGCCUCUGUUGUUGCAAAUCUUACAGUGUGUUCUCUGGGCAGGGUCACUCUUAUAUUGUAUGUGGGCAGUCUAGAGAGUUGGCAGGAAUGCUGGGUUCCAGAGCUGUGGUUUAAGGCUCUAGGGAAGAAGUGACCACCUGUAUACUUGCAGGAGAUACCCAAACAUGCAUAGGUCUUCUCUGCAAGGCUGAUAUUCCCUGUUGUCAUGACUUGGGAGCUUUUGAACAUCAGCCAGCCAGAAUACUGUUUUAAAGAGAAAGUAAAAUGAAAACAACAUGCCACCCCCCUUGAUUCUUGGUCAAAUGUCCUGUGUAUUAUUGUGAAGAGACAUGGGUAAGGGAGAGAACCCUAAAAGCCAGUUUGGUCUAGCGGUUAAGGUGCUGGGCUAGAAACCAGGCAACUGAGAGUUCUAGUCCCGCCUUA
This is a messenger RNA of Candoia aspera, 3360 nucleotides long. Its product is annotated as zinc finger protein 420-like. The transcript is spliced from 4 exons. Bases 552 to 2321 code for a protein of 589 amino acids. The record is from RefSeq and is a predicted model, not a curated record. Lineage: Eukaryota; Metazoa; Chordata; Lepidosauria; Squamata; Candoiidae. Gene Ontology annotation, biological process: regulation of DNA-templated transcription.